CAUGGACGAGCUGGCGCAGGUCAAGGGGCGCGGAUGGGAGAAGUGGGAGGACGUCACUAAUACUCUCUUAUCGUACUGUAUUCGGUGUCGGUCCGACGAGCCGAUUCGGCUUCUGUAUCCGUACCCCUCACUAUUUAUUCUUCUAUCCUCGAUCUAUUUUCUCGGUCAAGUUCCUCUAUCUAUUCUGUCUCUAUUCUCUCUAUUCUCUCUACUCUCUGUUAUAUCGAAAUCAAUUCCAUUCUAUCUACGAUGACUGCUCCUCCCCCCGGCGUGUGGGCGCCCGCCGUGACGUUCUUCAACGCCGACGACAGCAUCGACUUCGCCGCCCAGAAACAAUACUUCCACUACCUGUCAACGACCGGCUUAGCAGGGCUAGUCAUCCUGGGCACCAACAGCGAGGCCUUCCUGAUGACGCGCGAAGAACGCGCCCAGCUGAUCGCCGCCGCACGCGAAGCCGUCGGCCCAACGUUCCCCCUCAUGGCGGGCGUGGGCGCGCACUCGACGAAACAAGUGCUGGAGCUGGCGGCCGAUGCGGCGGCCGCGGGGGCAAACUACCUGCUUGUUCUCCCGCCGGCGUAUUUCGGCAAGGCGACCAGCAUGGCGGUGGUGAAGCGGUUCUUUGCCGACGUGGCGGCCAAGGCGACCCUGCCGGUUGUGAUCUAUAACUUUCCCGGAGUGUGCAACGGGGUGGACAUUGAUUCCGAGACCAUGACGGAGAUUGUACGGCAGUCUGCCGCUGCGUCGGAAGACAAGAAAUCGAACGUGGUGGGCGUGAAGUUGACGUGUGCGUCUGUGGGCAAAAUCACCCGGCUGGCAGCGACGUUCCCCCGCGACGAGUUCGCCGUGUUUGGCGGGCAGUCGGACUUUCUGGUCGCAGGCCUGUCGGUCGGGAGUGCAGGGUGUAUUGCUGCGUUUGCGAACGUGUUCCCCAAGACGCUGGCCAAGAUAUACGCCCUCUACACGGCGGGCAAGGUCGACGAGGCCCUCCGCCUGCAGCAGACGGCGGCGCUGGCCGAGUCGCCGUGUAAGAGUGGCAUCGCAGCGACCAAGUUCGCCGUCGCGGUUCACUCGGCGGUCGCGGCGGGGGUGCCUGAGACUGAGGCUCAGCAGAAGCUGCUCCCCCGUACGCCGUAUGAGGGCGUUGGGGAGGCGACCAAGAAGACGGUCAGGGAGGUGAUGGCGGCGUUGGCGGAGAUUGAGUCAACUGUUUAGAACAUUCUCACCGGUAGAAUUAUCAGUCUUCCUGUUCUCUGUACUCUGCUCUCUGUACAACAUUGUGUAACAGUAAUUAUGACCUGUUUACUGAAUUAUUGUCAAUAAUAGAUUGAUAGAUUCUGUC
Messenger RNA from Penicilliopsis zonata CBS 506.65, 1339 nucleotides. RefSeq lists its product as hypothetical. The record is from RefSeq and is a predicted model, not a curated record. NCBI's taxonomy places the organism in Eukaryota, Fungi, Ascomycota, Eurotiomycetes, Eurotiales, Aspergillaceae. The transcript is spliced from 2 exons. Bases 250 to 1212 code for a protein of 320 amino acids. Gene Ontology annotation, molecular function: 4-hydroxy-tetrahydrodipicolinate synthase activity.